UGGUUUGAACCAGCGUCGCGGUACCAAGAAGCAAAGUUUUCAUUUAUAGCUAUGUGGCUAGUCGCGUUUGCUUAACAGGGUAAAUGUAUCGCAAAAGAGAACAUCUCUUUAUGAUCCGCUAUUGAAUGGCCCUCCAUGUCUACGUGAGCUUGACGUCUCUGUCCAGGUUGACCACGGCUUCCAUCGCCAUAUCCCAUGACUGCGACGAGCUGCAAGUUAGGUGGCCUGUUCAGCAUUGGCGAGGACUUUGAUGAUGAGGACCUGCUCGGGACAGACUGGGCUGCCUGUUCAUCUUCUGGACCAGCCGAUGUGACAGCUGCUGUGUCAUCCUGCGCUCUGCGUGCCUCCUCUGUUGCUCACAGAGCCCCGGAGAAAAUUUUGCCCCAGCAAACUGGAGAGGGAUCAGCUGCCACGUGUAAUGGCACAGCGUCAAGGAGCGGCACGCACACAGCUACUGGACAAACUGUUGCUUUGGGUUUACGACAACUCUCCUCCUCCUCCUCCUCCUCCCCCUCCUCCUCCCUUCAGCCUUACUCUCUCCCUCCUCCUCCUACACUGAAUAACUGUCAGCCAAAUUUGGCAUCAAAUGUUAACACAAAGGAGGCUCAGGAUGACUUUGAUGACUGGGACGUUGACCUGGCUGACCUGGAGGAGUGUGACAGCCACAUGGGGCAGCCCCCUCCUCCUGCGCCCACGGUCCCCACUUCAGCCAAAACACUGCGACCUUCCACGUGUGCACGGAUUGAGACACUACCUCCCCGGGGCCUUUCCGCUCCACAUCCACAAUCAGCAAAUCCCCAACCCGCUUUCGCACCAGCCCCUCCCCAGAGCCCUGGUGUUUUUCCCGGCCUCGCGGUGACUCCCACGCCCAGUCCCGCUUCCAGGACACUCAACAAAGCUCAGCAGCCGCACAAACCGUGGGCGACUCCCAAACCCUCCCCUCGGGGCCGCAACCUCUUCGAGACGGUCUCCCCGGCCCCCUCCCACUCUGCGAGCUCCUCCGCUCUGAGCCCGCAUCCCCUCCGCACACCUGUCCUCACCAACCGCCUGGUCCAGCUGGUAUCUGCCUCCAGUAACCACCCCAAGAAGAGGCCUCGCUCGGAGCCCCAGCGGCCCCGGACACGGCGCUUCCCCGGCCCUGCAGGACUUCUGCCGCAGCAGCCUCAGGGUCAGAACAUGGACCAGAUAGUGGUAUCUGUUCCUCAGACUCCUGCUCACGGGGUUGUGGCCCGACUGCCUAACCAGGCUUCCAGCUCACAGCCUGAGGAAGAGGAGUUCAGCAGUGGUGCCUGGGCAGCGAUGAAGGCAGAGAUGGGACUGGAUGAGAGAAAUCCAUCAUGCUUCCUGCACUCCUUCAGCGUGGUUAUGGUGCUUCGCAAGGCUGCACUGAAACAGCUGACAAAAAACAAAGUUCCCAACAUGGCUGUGGUUCUGAAGAGCAUCAUCCACACACAUUCCGACGCCAAGGUUGUGUUCAAGGACCCGACAGGGGAGAUUCAGGGGACUGUGCAUCGGCGUCUCUUAGAGGACAGAGUGGAUGAGCUGAAGGUUGGAGCCGUACUGCUGCUCAAACAAGUGGGCGUGUUUUCCCCCUCCCACCAUAACCAUUACCUGAACGUGACUCCCAAUAACCUGCUGAGGAUCUACGCCCCUGAUGGAGUCCCUCUGUCCACCACUCCACUCGCCCCACUGGUCCUGGAGCCAACAGUGCCAUCACCUGCCAGGAAUCCCAGAGUCCACCAGGAGCCCGUGUCUCAGAUGCAGCUGCUGUUUGACGAAGAGGACGACGAGGGAAAAGAUGGGGAAAGACACUCAGUAGGACUCGGAGACUCUCGGGUUCCCGCGGACACAAGGUUCAGCUCCAGCAGAGCCCCCCGAGAGCAGGCUGGGAACCCAGUACCUCAGGACUCAGGCUGGGAUGCAGAUGAUGACCUGGAUGAACUGCUGGGAGAGUUACCUGAAGACACCUACAGCUUUUGAUGACACCUUCACAUCAGAUCUUCUUUAUAGACUUUAUGACUGACUUCUGUUAAAGACUGUUUCCUGCUAUCACCUCUUUGAAGUGUAGGCCAAGUGUAAAUGUGUACAGUACAUGUUGUGAAGAUUAGAUCCUCUUCAUAAAUACUCACAGAGAAGAGGGUGAAUUAAUUAGUUGUUAAAGUGUGAAGGCUAUGCAUCACUGAUGACUGAUGUGUCACUUGAAGCCAGCACAUGCUCAUUAUUUCAGAAACCAGCCCUGUUUGAUAUCAGCUCCAUGUCUUACACUGUCUCCUUGUAGACUUUAAUGACUGUGGGAUUGUGUGUAUGUGUGUUACAGGAUGUUGCCUUCACUUUCCUUACAUUCGUAUCCACUGCUGUACUUGCUUUAGUGACCUUGAAAUGGAAAAGUAAACUACACAACAUUGAUUUGUUAAUUAUGAAAAAAGCUUUGCCUGUUUGUCGUGUUUCUCCGUUUG
Mugil cephalus (flathead mullet) is the source of this 2456-nucleotide messenger RNA. RefSeq names its product homologous recombination factor with OB-fold (gene hrob). Lineage: Eukaryota; Metazoa; Chordata; Actinopteri; Mugiliformes; Mugilidae. The coding region runs from base 196 to 1980 and encodes 594 amino acids. Gene Ontology annotation, biological process: recombinational repair. The record is from RefSeq and is a predicted model, not a curated record. The transcript has 10 exons.